Messenger RNA from Closterium sp. Naga37s-1, 1029 nucleotides. The record is from the annotation of a GenBank genome assembly. NCBI's taxonomy places the organism in Eukaryota, Viridiplantae, Streptophyta, Zygnematophyceae, Desmidiales, Closteriaceae.
AUGUCCGUCUCCCAUCCCUCCUCCAGUCCCUCUCUUCUCCUCUCCUCCCUUGCCUCUUCCUUUCCCUACGCGAUGCUCCCUCUUCCCGACGCGAUGCUCCCUCUUUCUUACGCGAUGCUCCCCCUUCCCUACGCGAUGCAACCCUUUCCUUACGCGCUGCUCCCCCUUCCCUACCGCUGCUCCCCCUUUCCUACCGCUGCUCCCCCUUCCCUACCGCUGCUCCCCCUUCCCUACCGCUGCUCCCCCUUCCCUACCGCUGCUCCCCCUUCCCUACCGCUGCUCCCCUUUCCGUACGCGCUGUUCCCCCUUCCCUACGCGCUGUUCCCCCUUCCCUACGCGCUGCCCCCCCUUCCCUGCGCGCUGCUCCCCUUCCCUACGCCCUGCUCCCCUUCCCUACGUGCUGCUCCCCCUUCCCUACGCGUCACACACGACUUGCCCACACAUGUUCCCAUCUCCCCUCUCCUCCCUUCCCUUUCCUCUCCUCUCUUCCCUUUCCUCUCUGUCCACCUCCUUCCCUUCCCUGUCUUCGCCUUGCCUCCCCUCCCACUCAUCCCCACUCGCUUCAGUCCCGCAUUCGCUCCUGUCGUUCUCUUCCCUCCCGUCCCUCCUUUCCCUCUCCGGUUCUCGUCGUCCGUCCCUCAUUCGCAUCGCUCACUCGAUCCGUCGCGCACUCCCCCCAUCGCUCGAAUGAAGGCACCGUCCACACAGGGCAACCGCCUUGCAUCGGGCCUGUUGCUCACACACUUACAUGUGACAUUCACUCCCGUUCCACACACUCACUCCUUUCCGCUCCUCUCUCUUUCCCCAUGUCCUUCCCUCCGUUUCCCCUCUUGCCCCUUCCCCCCCUUUCCCGUGUCCUUCCCUCCGUUUCCCACCUUGUCCCUCCCUCCACAUCCCCCUGCCUUUCCCUCCGUUCCCCCCCUUGUUCCUCUCUCUCUCUUUCCCUGUCUCCGGUCUUCUCAAGUUGCGCCCGACUUACGCCUCACGAAAAGGAUGUGCAGCGCCACCACUCUCCUUCCGCAGUUGUGA